AAGCAACCGCGGGGGCGAGACGGGUGAGCCGUCUUCCUUCCUGCCCUGCUGGUGUGCAUAGGUGUCUCUCUGUGUGUGUGAGAGAGCGAGCGCGCUGGGGCCCAGCAGGUGGCGCUGUCUCAGGAGCGGCGGCGGCGGCGGUGUGUGCCCUUUUUCUCCUUCCCCCCACCCUCAGCCGACUGCGCACCCGGCGGCCCCGGCCCGACGGAGUGCCACGUCCUUAAUACUGUGACGGUGGCGGCGAAGAGGAGGAGGAGGAGGAGGAGCCGGGCGAGGGCGUGUGUGCCGAGAACAACCGCCCCCUCCCCACUCCAGCCGCCGCCGCCGCCGCCGCCGCUUCCUCAGCGUCCUCCGGGCCUGAGCCAUGGGCUCCUCUCAGAGCGUGGAGAUCCCCGGCGGGGGCACCGAGGGCUACCACGUCCUGCGAGUAAGAGAAGGCGCUGGGCGUGCAAGGGGAGGGGGGAGAGAAAAGGCGUGUACGUGGGAAUACGCGCGGGCGGGGGAGGCGUGUACGUGGGAAUGCGCGCGGGAGGAAGACACCCGGGGCUGGCGGGGGGGGGGGGGCUUCGGCCUGUCUGGCUGGCUGGGAACGGGGCGAGAGAGGAGGAUAAAGUAGGACAGACCCGUAAGAGUUGGGAAAGGGGGAUCCGAGGGUCAUCUAGUCCACCCCCCACCGUCUCUACAGUGUAGGAAUCGUGGCCAUCACAGCCGAUCGUCUCCUUGUGCCCUCCGGGGGUAGACAAGCAGAGGAACAAAAAUGGCUUUCCCACCACCGCCGCACCAGCCCGGCCCUCUGCAAAGCUGAUCGUUUCUCCACUUUGCCUUUCCAGAACAGGGUGUGGGUUUGGGGGGGGGGGAGCUGCCCUCCUUUAAACUUGGAAGAGAGGGCCACCCUGAGCCCGGUUUUGGCUGGGGAGGGCGGGGUAUAAAUAAAAAUUUAGUAUUAUUAUUAUUAUUAUUAUUAUUUGGUUGGGCUGCGUGGUCGAGUACGUGCUGCUGGGGAGAGAAGGGGUUUCGGGUGGGUUGAAACGUCGCUGUUGCUGUGUUUACAGUGGUACCUCGGGUUACGCUCCAGGUUACAGACGCUCCAGGUUACAGAUACCGCUAACCCAAAAAUAGUACCUUGGGUUAAGAACUUUGCUUCAGGAUGAGAACAGAAAUUGUGCAGCGGCAGCACAGUGGCAGGCCCCAUUAGCUAAAGUGGUACUUCAGGUUAAGAACGGUUUCAGGUUUAGAACGGACCUCCGGAACAAAUUAAGUUCUUAACCCGAGGUACCACUGUAUUAUACCUUAAGUCCUAAGAAGCUGGUAAGUGGUUCUCUCCCUGCCUCCCUCCAUAGCGGUCCACUUUCCCCUUUUUUUAAGCGACGUUCCCUUAUUACAAAUAGGAUUCCUCGCAAGAAAAGGGAAAAGUUGACAGCUAUGCCUCCCUCCCAGGUUUCUUCUCACAACAACCAGCAAGGUUGGCUAAGGCAGGGAGAUAGAGGACUGGCCCACCGAGGUCACUCCGGUGAGCUUCGUGACGGAGGAGAGGUUUUGAACCCUGGUCUUCCAGGCCUUAGUUGGACACACUGUGCAUGCAACCCCACAUGGGCGCAUUGAGGGAACCACAUGGGUAAAUAACUUGCAAGCAGGAUUUUAUCCAUUACAGUGAUGAUUCUCUUGGGGAGAAUCUCCUGCCAGCCUUCUGCACCUCUCUAACUAUUGGGGCACAAUCACUUUGAACAGUGACCGCUGGUCUGCUCCUAUAUAGCCUUUUUCGGAAGCAGGCCGCGCUGCUUGUUGAGUACAUUUUGGAUUGGGAGUGUAAUGGUGUGCUAUCCCCCACACCAUUUCUAUUUAUAUACUUUUGCAGAGUUUUCUUAGCCCAAACUAGCCCACCUUUGAUAUUCUGCUUCUAGCCUUGGUCCCUAUUUUGAUUGUGCUACUCGUGCAUUCUGUUUUACUGCCAUAGUCUGCAUGUCGGGUAUCUUUAUUUCCAUCACUUGAGUAACUUCACGGUGUCGUUCAAUGAUUAUACAGUGGUACCUCGGGUUAAGUACUUAAUUCGUUCCAGAGGUCCGUUCUUAACCUGAAACUGUUCUUAACCUGAAGCACCACUUUAGCUAAUGGGGCCUCCCUCUGCUACCGCGCUGCUGCUGCACGAUUUCUGUUCUCAACCUGAAGCAAAGUUCUUAACCCGAGGUACUAUUUCUGGGUUAGCGGAGUCUGUAACUUGAAGCAUCUGUAACCUGAAGCGUAUGUAACCCGAGGUACCACUGUACUCAGAAAGAGAUGGUGUCUGGUGCUGUAGUCUUGAGAUCCUGUAAGGAAAAUUAUGACCUUGAUGCUUCUGAAGUGUCCAGUGUGAUCUGCCUUCCUUCUCUUGGGGAUGUGUUGAACCAAAAAGAACAUCUCGUAGAAUUGUCAAAAGCUAAUAUUUUCCAGAGGGAUAGCCUUGGUAGGAUUCGUCCUCACACUUGUCCCUUGGGAAAACCCGCUGUUUACUGCUGAAACAAAUCUCAAUAGGUUUUUGGGGGAUUGACGUUUGUCAGUGGCUUGGACCUGAACGAGACAAGCACAAAAUCUCUUGGACCCAGGCUUUCUAGGCACAGGGCAAGCAGAAGUUUGGAGAAGCCAUUAGUUUGCAGCAAAAAAACAACUAACAACUUAACAACUAACACUUUAAAAAAUGAUAUAAGAAGAUUUUUGGGUUACAGCCAACUUCAUUAGCUGCAUAAAGUGUCAUCCUGAGUUUCAGGUGUAUAUAUAUGCUUGGGGUAUGUUUAGGCGUGUGCAAACGCUGGGAUGCAAUAAGUGAAAUGCAGAAAGUACAAAUGGUGAUAAUUAUGUUACUAACCUUCAACAGUGGCCACUGUUAAUAAUGUAAUUACCACUCUGUGCUUUCUACAUAACAUUUUGUUCUGAUAUCAUUGCUUACGUUCCCUCCAAACUGUGUGUGUAUAGAUUAAGGUGAUACAAGUGAAUAUUCAUCACUGAAGAUUAAAAAGUUAAUUCCCUUUCUUAGUUGUUUACUAAUAUGAAGACCUCAAAUUCUCCACUGUAAACAUCAUGAGCGUUCUUUUUAUGAGUAUAAUGGAGAAGUUGCAUCUUUAUAUUUCUAAAAUUGCAUUUUUUCAUAAUUGAAAAUCUUGCUUUAUUUCCUGCACAAAUAAUGGUGUAUUUGAAGAUAAAUAUAUUGUCCAGUUUUUAGUUCAUUAUCUUCAAGCUAACUACGAAAGUUGGAAAUAGUGGCUGAUUUCAGUAUCAGAACUUUCACUCCACUGAAACUUCUUUGUAGAGCUCAUUUAUCAGGUGUUUCAUCUCAAGAUGAAUAACUUUACUUGAUUUCAGUUACUCAUUUUUCACUGUGUGAGGAAGUAUAAGAGAGAUAAGGAUCUUUUGUAAGGUCCUUGCUACUUCAUUGUUCUAGUCCAAUGCAGACCAGGUAAGCCAUAAUCACAUUGUUGAUUGUGGACAAUCCAGUUAACUUAAAAGCAAUUCCCCCAGAAAAAGUUAAUUGGUAGCACAUGAAUAUAAUUUAUAUAGCAAUGUUGGUGUGCUGUAUUCAUAGCAUUUUACCCUUGGUGCUUCAAAGCACACUCAAAUAUGACCAAUGACUCUUUGAUACUGUAUUGUUCUGAGUCUUGAAGAAAAGCUGUAAGUGUGAAAAGGAAUGUCACAGUGCUGCAGAAACUCAUUUAUUUUUAUAUUUGGAAUAAUCACUUUCCACCUGAAGAAACCCAUAGCUGUUAGCUAUAUGGGAAAGGUAAAUGACCCCUGGACAGUUAAAUCCAGUUAAAUGUGAUCAUAGAGUGCAGCGCUCAUCUUGCUUUUCAGGAUGAGGGAAUCAGCGUUUGUCCACAGACAGCUUUCCGGGUCACGUGGCCAGCAUGAUUAAACUGCUUCUAGCACAACAGAACACUGUAAUGAAAACCAGAGCACACGGAAACCCUUUUUACCUUCCCGCCGUGGCGGUACCUAUUUAUCUACUUGCACGGGUGUGCUUUCGAACUGUUAGGUUGGCAGAAGCUGGGUCAGAGCCACAGGAGCUCGCUCCGUACGGCAGAUUUGAACUGCUGGCCUUCCAAUCGGCAGACCCAAGAGGCUCAGGUGUUUAGACCACAGUGCCAUCCGUGUCCCUUGUUAGCUAUAUGCAGUACAGGGAAUGUAACUAUUGAAAUGUAGGCAGAAACAAAAUUUAAAACAGCAUCAAUAAACCAUAAAUAAAGCAUUCAAGCAACUCGGAUGUGCACUUCUGUUUACCUGCUUUGCUUAGUUGUUUGACAGUUUACAGCAUCUCAGGGCCUGUCAUUUUGUUGAAAGAAAUUAUGGCUCACCAUUCAUUGAGUCACAUUUUGAAAGCUGCUUCUUAAUUACUGAUGUUAUCUCCCCUACCAAGAUGUUCUUGCCUGACUUGUAUGGUACUGUAGAUAGUCACCAAAAUAGUUUGCUCACAUAGUAAAGUUCUGUUUUGUAGAAGAGUAAUACCUGGAGUCUUGUCCCAGCGUAUGUAGGUGCUCACAGUGUGUUUGUGAGCUAAUGUGGUGUAGUGGAUGGGGAACGACUAGGUUCAUAGCCUUGCCUGAGAUAUUAGCAAGCCACUUUGGUUACUACCUAAUGCAUAUCAUUGCCUUCUUAGAAUGAAGUGAGAAGGAUCUCUUAUAAUUUUCCCUGAGCCCUUGAGAUAGCAAGAAGUAAUCUUAAUGUGUUGUUUUAGCCCUAACACCGGACGCUAAUGGCUAUAGUUCUAUAUUUAAUUUCAUCCUUUAUAAUGCAUAAUAAUUUGAGGAAUGUUAUUGUUACAGUAUACUGUUGAAGGUGCUUCUGAUGUUCAUCUGAUUUCUUUCAUAUGGACAUAUGUUGUUAAAAUAUUACAUUUUGUUCCAGAUGAUAGCAUUCUUUAAUUAUUUUCCCUCCGGCAAAGAGAAGGGGAGGAAUUCAGUAUUGCACUAUUCAUUGGUGCAAGCAUUUUUGCUUGCCACAAUUCUCCUACCCCUGCACACUGUUCCAGGGGUUAUCCAGACCCAUAAAUCUGCCUAGCCAGUGGGAACUGGGAGGGGAGAACCCCAUUGCGCAAACGAAAGUUCUUGUUCAAGUCUUCCACUGAGGGGACUUAUCAGGUGAAUUCUUGCUUGCAAUCUUGAUGCAUUACUGAACAUUAUUGAACAUGUUCUUGAACACAUUACUUGUUUUCUUUAAGACACCAAAACUGAUUUGGUGUUUUAUCACAGAAAUUAUCAGGAGCAAGUUUCUUAGCCCUGCUAGUUGUACGUAUUUCUACAAUAUGGUAAAAGGUAAAGGACCCCUGGACAGUUAAGUCCAGUCAAAAGCAACUAUGGAGUUGCAGCACUCAUACCCCAGUACGAAGAGGUGUGUUGCAGGAAAGCUGCAAGGUGGCGCCGUGUCUCUUGUGCUCUCGAUUGUCAGCAUCUCCCUGAGAAUAAGAAGUUGGACGUUCUCCCAACUGCUGCUUUCCAGCUCCAGAUCUGGAGUGCUUUUGCUUAGAAAUUGGCAGUAACUGAAUAGACAUUACCAAAGUUUCAUAGACUGAAACAUUAACAACACAGUAGAACCUGGAAGGCAAUGUUUGCUUCUGCUUAAACAAGUGAGGUUCAUACUUGGCAGUGAGGUUCCAGUUAGUGCCUGGGAAUCUGCUAUAAGACUUGGUCAGGACAGAAAGGGGAGGCUCAUCCUUUACUGUUUCAUGUUUGUGAAGCUGCUGAGUGAAGUUAUGGAUUAAUAUGGAACCACCAGCUCAGCUCUUUAGAGAGGCUUCAUUUCUUGCAGUGGCACUGUUAAAAGGAAAUGUUACUGUAAAGUGGAUGGAUGGAGUUCAUCAGUUCUUACUCUUGUCAUAUCAGACUGAGCUCACAGCUCAGUUGCUCGGGAAUCUCAAUCAUGGCGUUAACCACGAGUACCAGGAUGCAGGUGGUGCUGUGGUCUAAACCACUGAGCCUAGGGCUUGCCAAUCAGAAGAUCGCGGUUCGAAUCCCCGCAACGGGGUGAUCUCCCAUUGUUCGGUCCCAGCUCCUUCCAACCUCCGCAACGGGGUGAUCUCCCGUUGUUCGGUCCCAGCUCCUUCCAACCUAGCAGUUCGAAAGCACGUCAAAGUGCAAGUUGAUAAAUAGGUACCGCUCCGGCGGGAAGGUAAACGGCGUUUCCGUGCGCUGCUCUGGUUUCGCCAGAAGCAGCUUAGUCAUGCUGGCCACAUGACCCGGAAAAACUGUCUGGGGACAAACAUCAGCUCCCUCUGCCAGUAAAGUGAGAUGAGCGCCGCAACCCCAGAGUCAUUCAUGACUGGACUUAACUGUCAGGCAUCCUAUACCUUUUUACUCUUUGCCCAUCCUGUUUAGUGAGUGAUUUUCCACUUUUUGUCCCAUAGACAUCUAAAAUAGGUAUAACUGGGGUAAGCUGUUUGGAAGGCUGUUCCAUCCAUGCUUGCAGAAUGUGUACCAGCUUCCUGCUGAGCAAGGAGCCGAUUUUCAGAGAGAGCAUGUGUAUGUUCUACCUUUGAUGCUUUUCUCUGGAGGUCCACCAAAGCCUGAACUUAAAACAAGUUUUUAUUUGGCAAGCUAGGAAUAAAACUUGUUAAACUUGGGAGAAACUGGAAGAAGUGGUUGCAGAAUAUUUAGCUUGUAUGCGAUAUUAAAUUCCUGCAUAUACAGUCUUGUACAGUAUUGAAAUAUAUGCAUAUCUGCACUUUGCAAAUGGAAUAGUGAAGCAACCAGAGGUCCUCAGAAGACCUGCUUGUGGUAGUUAAAAAGUGAUGUGUAUAUUCUAUAUUGAUUUUGCAAUAUUACUUAACAGUAGGGAAAAAUAACGGCUUCAGGUUCCUUGCAUGUAAAGUAAUUUUAUGCUGAAGAGGUUUAGAAGAAGUACAUUAAUGCAAGUUUUUGUGUUGGUUUGUUUUUUUGCUUUUUCAUCAGCUCUUCUGCUACAGCUGGUCUAGAAAGGAAUGGUUAUAAAAUAAGCUAAAACAAUUGACUAGCUGUACUGGUGGGGCGGGAGAUCACUGCUCAGUACAGGUGAUUUAUUUUCUUGUAACCAUUGGAUCAAUUCACUUACAAAGCCUUUUCUCCUGAAAAAAUAGAUUGUUUCUGAAAGUGUUCAUUGGAAUCCUAUAAUAUUUUAAUAUAUUUUUAAAGCAAUCUGACAAUCAAUUUUCAUGGUACUACCUGAAGAAUUGCCUUUACUGCAGAUAUUUUGUUGAAACAUUUUAUUACACUAAGCUUCCUCUGCACUACAAAACAAAAAUCUCUCUUCAGCAUUUUGCAGCUGAUAGAUGAUCUGGAAAAUUCCUUUUAAAAGCUUUUUGAAGGUUUUUGAAGCGACUUGAGUCGCUUGAACUGAACUCCAAAUUCUCACAUUCUAGAUGCAUAGCAGUUAAAAACCCUAAAGCUCUAACACAGUCGCAUUGAAAUUAAUAGAUCUGCCUCUUAAGAAAACAUCUUUAAGACAGAUAUGUAAAUAAAUCCACUUUACCAGCUUGUCAGUUCUAACAGAAUUUGUUGUGAAGAUAGGCUUGAAAGUAUGUCAGAAAUAGAAAUUUCAAAAACCCAAGCAGACUUCCUAGUGGUUGGGGGAUGUCACCAUGCAGCCAGUAUUAAUGAAGCUACUUUUGAGUAAUAGCAAGUAAACCAGCGAAGAUAUAAUAAUAAUAAUAAUAAUAAUAAUAAUAAUAAUAUGUUAUUUAUACCUUGCCCAUCUGGCUGGGUUUCCCUAAGCACUCUGGGCGGCUCCCAACAGAAUGUUAAUAAUAACAAUAAAAGCGAUAAAAGAUCAAACAAUAAAAACUUCUCUAACUAGGUUCAGAUGUCUUCUAAAUGUCAGAUAGUUGUUUAUUUCCUUGACAUCUGAUGGGAGGGUGUUCCACAGGGCCACCACCGAGAAGGCCUUCUGCAUGGUUCCCUGUAACCUCACUUCUCGCAGUGAGGGAACCGCCAGAAGGCCCUCGGAGCUGGACAUCAGUGUCCGGGCUGAACAAUGGGGGUGGAGACGCUCCUUCAGGUAUACUGGUCUGAGGCUGUUUAGGGCUUUAAAGGUCAGCACCAACACUUUGAAAGUAAGCUUUUGUCCAUUUUUCUGGGAACAUUUUGCUAUCCCUAUUAGAUCCCUUUGUUUUUCAAUUGAAAAUGUUCUCUGGGCAACACUUUGCUCAGUCUAAUUAAGGUCAGUAUUUUGCUAGUCAUGUCCCUUUAGCUGCUUCACUGAAUUGUGAGAUUUAAAAAGAAUCUACCUAGAAUAGAUUUAACAUGCAAGCCAGCCUUGUCCUGUCAUUCCUGCAUACACUGUGGGUUGGCAAAAUGAAUUAUUUGGGUCCAUCUUUGCUUUUAAUUUUCCUACUUCCUGAUCCUAGGAAGUUCCCUGAGAUGCCUUCCUUUGCUAUGAACAGCUAUUCAGAUGAGAGAAGCUUGUUCUUUAUUUUUAAAAGAUUCCGUGGGGUGUAAUGGAUUCUACAGUUUGUAAUGUGGCACACAAAAUACCAACAGCCUUCUGUAUUUUGUUUGCACUACUUUAAUUUACAGUACUGUAACUUUUUGUCAGGGCCUGAUGAUGGAAGAGGCACAGCACAGGCCACAUUUCUUUAAAAGUUAAUUAGAGCUGGUUUUCAAAGGCUGCCAAUAUCCUUGAGCAGCCAUCUCCAAUUCUGGAUUUACGAAGGUCGCUGUGACAUUGGUGGCUUGAGAAUAGGGAACCGUACAUUUUGGCCGGGCUUGGUAGUCAGCCAUACUUUCUAACAAACAAUAGAGGCUGGAUUUCUUGCUGCCUGCUCUGUUGAGGUGAAGUAUCCUUUAAUAGUGGAUGCCUGGGGAAAAGAGUUUGACAUGAGAAAGAGUGGUGGGCAUUUACAUUUGUAGUAACCUUACUGGUGGUUUUUCCAGCGAUCUAAUGACUGUCUUAUGGGUUCCCUGGCCGGAAAUUUCAGGCUUUUUCCACUGGCUCUCAAACCCAUUGAAUUGUCUUUCUAAUUUUUCUUGUAAUGUGUUUGUUUUUGCAGGUGCAAGAAAAUUCACCAGGACAUAGAGCUGGACUGGAGCCCUUCUUUGAUUUCAUUGUUUCAAUUAAUGGUUCGAGACUGGUAAGUUAAUUCCUGAAUUAAAGUUGCCCUGGGUUUUAGGCUUGUAGGGUGCAUAUCUGAGAACCAGAAAUCAAUUCUCUUAACUUUACAACCUGAUAAUAUAUAUUUUAUGUUUUUUGCUGGAUUUAGUCCAGGGAGAGCUCCUCGCAAUAAAAAAAGAAGGCCGCGAUCCACCUUAAAAGUAUUUUUUAGUGAGGUUCAAAUUAUGUUAGCUAUUUUAGGCUCUCCAUGGCUUUCGAAGUGGAGUAGCCAACAGAAGCACAUCACUCCAGGCAUAAAUCCAUAACAAUGGGUCAUUGAUGAAAGAAGAUAUUUUUGGUUCCUAUGCUCCUGCCCUGGAACCUUUCGUAUGAUUAUAUUAGAACAGGCUUUCUCAAACUCGGCCCUCCAGAUUGUUUUUGAUCUACAACUCGCAUGAUCCCUAGCUCCCAGGACCCAGUGGUCAAGGAUGAUGGGAAUUGUAGUCUCAGAACAUCUGGAGGGCUGAGUUUGAGGAAGCCUAUAUUAGAACAAAGUUGGGGUGUCUGAUUGAAAGACAGUGGUUCUAUCUGGAUUUUUUCCCUAUGCCUUCUGGCGAGGAAGAGACAAGCAGAACUGAAGUAUCCCAGUUUCAUUUUCACUAUACCAGUGAAAGUUGCAGGAAGCAGCAGGGAAGCUGAAAUGAAGGAUAUUGGGAAUAAUUAGCAGCGAAGAAUUUGUGCAGGUGCAACAGAUAUGGACGAUGAACUUGUGAUAUCUUACUUUGCAACAUUACCAGUAUUACCACUUCAUCCCCCUUCCAGGAAUGUUAAGUCGGGUAUUUUUUUAAUGACACCAAAUAUUCAAAUAGGACUUCUUUGUACAUAUUGUAUUAUGUCUUUAAUGUAAAGCACAACAAAGCAUACAAAUUAAAUAAUAGCUGUCUUCAAAACCGCGAGAAUUGACUGGCUCCACACUUAACUGCACUUAAAUCCCUUUGAAAUCAUUACAGCUAGAAUCAUGGCUUGUCCUUUCAAAGCCAAUGGGACUUCAUCUAAUUUAGUCUAGAUCCAACCCAAUAUUUUUGUCGCCAGAGCACAACUUUUGUGGCCAUCUACCUCAUUCAAGGGAUGCGGGUGGCGCUGUGGGUUAAACCACAGAGCCUAGGACUUGCCGAUCAGAAGGUCAGCGGUUCGAAUCCCCCGAUGGGGUGAGCUCCCGUUGCUCGGUCCCUGCUCCUGCCAACCUAGCAGUUCGAAAGCACAUCAAAGUGCAAGUAGAUAAAUAGGUACCGCUCCUAUGCUGGCCACAUGACCCGGAAGCUGUAUGCCAGCUCCCUCGGCCAAUAAAGCGAGAUGAGCACCGCAACCCCAGAGUCAGCCACAACUGGACCUAAUGGUCAGGGGUCCCUUUACCUUUACCUUUACCUCAUUCAAGCUCAGAGCAUGAACUUGAGAAUUUGGAUUGACAAAACGUUAAGAGGACUGAUUGCAGUCCAAGAAGAAACCUUUUAAUUAGAGGACUGAGUUCUUAAAAUGUGGGAACUUAAUACUUCUGCCACUAGAACCUUAUGCGCUGGGAACUUGGGGUGGGGUCCGUGACAUGCUUGUGGCACCAAAUGCCAUCAGCAGCAAAGAACAUAGAAGUAGCCUGCCCUUUCAGCUCUAAAUAUUUGCCCUAGUAUGUUUCUUGCCGUGCCACAGAGUUCCCCAGUUGCGCAGAUCUCCCACCAUUUUUCAUGGCAUGGAGCUAGACUCCACAUUGCUGUCAUGAGCAAGGAUUCCAAUAGCUGAAUGUGUUUUUAAAAAAUCAUUUUUUCCCUUUAUAAUUUUCCACUCUGAAACUUUAAAGUGCUUAUAUGCUGCUACAACUGAAGAAUGUAAUUGCAAAGGAACUCUGAAAACGAUACCUAUAUGCCUUUCCUAGAACAAAGACAAUGACACGCUCAAGGAUCUGUUGAAAGCUAAUGUGGAGAAGCCCGUGAAGAUGCUCGUAUACAGCAGCAAAACCCUGGAGCUCAGAGAGACAUCGGUAACUCCCAGCAACCUCUGGGGUGGGCAAGGCCUACUGGGAGUCAGCAUUCGUUUCUGCAGCUUUGAUGGGGCCAAUGAGAAUGUGUGGCAUGUGCUGGUAAGUAGAAGCAGGUAGAGGCUUUUCUACAUCAUGCUGCCAUAGAGAAAGUCAGGCAAGAGGACAUUCUUUGCUCAGUAUUGUCUGCUGGUAGCAGCUCUGCAGGGAGUCUCUCCCACUCCUACCUGGAGAGACCAGGGUUUGAACCCGUGACCCUUGGCAUGUAAAAGGAUGUGUGUGCUUUACUACUGAACCAUGGCUCUCUCUGGGGCUCAGUAGCAGAGCGCUUGCUUUGCGUGCAAACAUAAUUCCCUGCAAAUCUGGAUGCGCAGAUGCUUCUAGUUCUAACGCGAUUUACACGUUUUUAAUAGCGAGUAGGAUUGCUGUUGGAGCAGUCCAAAGGGAGUUUGCAGAAGUCCUAGAGGAAGUUGGAGUGUCAUGCAACUUCCAUCCACUUAGCUCAACAGCUUUCUCUGAAUGAGGCCCAUUUCCUUGAAUUAUUUCUUCACUGAGUGAAAUUAUUGGUCGUCAAAGCCAGGAGGAUUUUCAUCCUUCGGUUUAAUGCACACCCAGGGCAAGCAGACAGUAUCUGAGCUGAAAUGAGGUUUCCAUAUGCGGUUCUUGUGGGAAAAGACUGUGCGCCAGCAACCGAUAGCAAUACAUCAUUUCAGCAAACGGAUUGUGCUGCCCAUGUGUGGUUCCACAUGCAGAGGUCUAUGUACAUACGGCUUUCAGUUGCUGUCAUGGUUCUGUAUAUUGGGGCAGCUUUUUAUACCCUGCAUGUGCCCAUUUUUCUCGUUACUGCUAAGGAUAGUGUAGUAAAUCUUGUUGGAUAACUGGGUGAGCAAUGGCAACAGAUCUGUACCCAGAGCAGGUCUAGGAUACAUUUUUAGUAAAAUACAUUUCAAACAGAGGGUCCCCCCCACACACACACACCUUUGCAUGAACUGAAGGGCACCAUUAACUUGUGAGCCAGAGGUUGCCCAGGGAGUUUGAGUGGAAAAGGGAGAAGGGAGGACACCCCCCCUCAAAAAAAAUAAAACCCACAUAAUCGGUCUGAAGUUUCGGUUUUCUUGUUUUUUAACCAAAGAUUGGUGGUGCCUUCUGUAACUUUUCUGACUUUAGUUUUAACUUCUACUGCUUCUCUCAAUUUUAUGUCUUGAAACCAGGAAGUUGAAUCCAACUCACCUGCCGCUCUUGCAGGUCUCAGACCUCAUAGUGACUACAUCAUCGGUGCAGAUACUGUCAUGAAUGAGGUAAGUACAUAUUUCAUUUAUUAAAGAACCAGGGUGGGGGCUAUUUUUAACUCGAAAGUCGUUCUGAGAAUGGUUUCAGGAUUGCCUUGUGUCCUGCAGUGCAGAUCUUUCCCUUUCAGUAGACAUAAAUAACUUGGGAAUUCAAAAUUUGCUCUUUCACUGUAAUUGUGUGGAGCUAGCGCAAACUCCCGAGGAGAUUCAUUUUGCGGCUUUGCAACAUUCCAGUCUCUAUUUCUGCAUAAACGGCAGGCUCAGUUCUCAACUUCGGAAUCUAGAGCAUUGCUUAGUGGGUUUAGAAGGGCCAUAGUAGACCUAAGAUAUUGGGGGCACUAGCUUAUGUCAAAGAAAAGUAACAGUUUUUUUUCUUCUCCUUCCAGUCCGAGGAUUUAUUCUCCCUUAUCGAAACUCAUGAAGGCAAACCAUUAAAACUUUACGUAUACAACACAGACACUGAUAAUUGUCGGGAAGUGGUCAUUACCCCAAACUCGGCCUGGGGUGGAGAAGGAAGGUAAGCUGACUCAAUAGAAAAAUAAUAUUAAGCUUCUGGAUUGUUUCCAUGCUAAGUGAACUUGUUGCAUAGGUAUGCAGUUCUGUCCUCUGCUUGAGGUGGCAGAGCGCUGAGGCUCCCAACACCUUUUUUCCCACAGCUGUCUGUAUAUAGACCAAGGUGUGCCAUGUCAAUUGUGGGAGGAAAGAGCAGGUGCACGAAUCUGCUGCAUAGCAAAAUUUCUCAUAUGCUCCAGAAUUUCUCCCUGGAUUAAUGUAUAGAAACAUGAGUGAUUGAUGUGAUACCCACGCCCUUCCAUUUAUUAAACACUUAUUAACACAUAUUUCACGUACAUUGAAGAUAAUGUAAUACAGUGGUGCCCCGCAAGACGAAUGCCUCGCAAGACGAAAAACGCGCAAGACGAAAGAGUUUUCCGUUUUUUGAGUCGUUCCGCAAGACGAAUUUCCCUAUGGGCUUGCUUCGCCAGCCGAUACGUCGUGCGAGUUCUUGCGAGUUUGUUUCCUUUUUCUUAAAGCCGCUAAGCCGUUAAUAGCCGCUAAUAGCCGUGCUCCGCAAGACGAAAAAACCGCAAGACGAAGAGACUCGCGGAACGGAUUAAUUUCGUCUUGCGAGGCACCACUGUAAUAGGGAUUUCCCCCCCUCCCAGCAUAUUGGGUUAAGAGUUAGCUUGGCAGUGGCUUGUGAUAUCUGGAUUCUCUGGGAUAUCUUAACUUGGAAAGGGGAUUGUAUAUUGAGCCAAACGGAGACGAAAUGGGAGAGCGGUUUAUAACUCUUGUAAUUGUACAACGGGACACAGGUGGCGCUGUGGGUUAAACCACAGAGCCUAGGACUUGCCGAUCAGAAGGUCGGUGGUUCGAAUCCCCGCGACGGGGUGAGCUCCCGUUGCUCGGUUCCUGCUCCUGCCCACCUAGCAGUUUGAAAGCACGUCAAAGUGCAAGUAGAUAAAUAGGUACCUCUCCGGCGGGAAGGUAAACACCGUUUCCGUGCACUGCUCUGGUUCACCAAAAACGGCUGAGUCAUGCUGGCCACAUGACCCGGAAGCCGUACGCUGGCUCCCUUGGCCAAUAAAGCGAGAUGAGCGCCGCAACCCCAGAGUCGGCCACGACUGGACCUAAUGGUCAGGGGUCCCUUUUUAAUUGUACAACAGCGUUUUAUAUACAGUGGUACCUCGAGUUACAAACGCUUCAGGUUACAAACUCCGCUAACCUGGAAGAGUUACCUCGAGUUGAUAACUUUGCCCCAGGAUGAGAACGGAAAUCGUGUGCCGGCGGCGCAGCGGCAGCAAGAGGCCCCGUUGGCGAAAGCACAUCUCUAGUUAAGAACAGUUUCAGGUUAAGAAUGGACCUCCAGAAUGAAUUAAGUUCGUAACUAGAGGUACCAGUGUAAUGGGUGUGUGCAUGUGAUUUCAAGAAUCUUGUCUCUCAGUUAAUCAUUGAAUACAUUGCUUGGAGACCUCAGUAACUGCUUUCUUCUACAAGAAGCUACGCAUGCAUUACAGAUCUGAGGUCCUCCUUCAGAUCCCCCGUGUCAUUUGAGAUUAGGCAAGCAAUGACAAGAGAUGGGGUGUCACCACUGAGAAGGCCUUGUCUGUAGAAGGCUGUUCAUCUGGCUCAUAGCUCAGGUCAAGAGUUGCUUUACAUCCAGACAUUCAGUUGACCCUAGUCAUUCUUUUUAGUGUUAAUAGUUGUUUUUCAUAUUGUUUGACCAUCUUGUCUUUUAUAUGUCUCUUUGAGAACUUGGCUUGGAGCAGCAGCCACUGAAUUAGCUAUGGCUUGCAGUGGCAAACAUACAUUGUGCACUAGCUUCAUAAAUGAACUAGAUCUACUUAGAGUUGAAUCCUGACAAAGCACCAUGUUCCAAAGCAGCAACUCUUUGAUAAAAGACCCAGGAUAAAACGCCUUUUUUGUACUUUCUAAUACCUUAUAUGUUUCUAUUUUAAAAGCCUCGGUUGUGGCAUUGGCUAUGGUUACUUGCAUCGAAUACCGACGCGCCCUUUUGAAGAGGGAAAGAAGAUUUCUCUUCCAGGACAGUUGUCUAGUUCACCUAUUACCCCACUCAAAGAUGGUUUUACAGAAGUGAGUUGCAUCGAUUUAUUUUACUUUUGUAACUUGCACUCCAGUCCUUAACAGAUGUGUUAGAUUUCCAUCCCUGCAGGAGCAGUGUAAAAUGUGAUACUGCAGAGACACAAUUGCAUGUCCCUUUCCAAGUAUAUACAUUUGCUAUUGCUCUCUUGAAGCUGAAUCUUUACUGAGAGUUUUAUGCUCUUGGGAAUCCCACUAAAGCAGCAAUUCUACAACAUGGCUUCUUUUGUUCAUUUUUAAUAAGGUUCAGCUGUCUUCGGUGAACCCUCCACCUUCAUUACCACCUGGAACCACAGGAACCGAACAGGCUCUAGCUGGGCUUUCCAUUAGCUCGACUCCUGCCGUCCCUAACGUGCUCAAUACAGGUUUGUCUUUUUAUGUCAUUAGGAUAUUUCCGAAUGAAAGAGCAAGCAGAGAUGAGCUUAGUUUAUUGUUCCAAUUACUCAAGAUCUGUGGGGUAAAAAGCAACGACCCAAGACCUCGCAAACCUUUGUGCCAGGACAUUGCAAAGUUGGACAUUCCUGGGGCUGCGGAAUGGAACUGUUCUUCACAAAAGGUGGGAUCCUGAUUCCCAUAGGUGGAAUUCAGUGAAAGAACAGGGAGCAAUGUGCAGAAAUCAUGUAGGUCAGGCAUAGGCAAACUCCGGCCCUCCAGAUGUCUGGGAGUACAAUUCCCAUCAUCCCUGACCACUGGUCCUGUUAGCUAGGGAUGAUGGGAAUUGUAGUCCCAAACAUAGGCCGGAGUUUGCCUAUGCCUGAUGUAGGUGAUAGGAAAGUCCUCUGCUUGUAACCCCGGAGAGUUCUGAAGUAGGUGAUGCUAGGCUGCAUAGACAAAUAGUUUUGUCUGGUAUAAUCUAGGUGGCAUCUGAAAUGAAAGUUGGCCUCUUUCUUUCCCUUUAGGUGUUCCUACAGUACCAUUAUUGCCUCCCCAGUCAAGUCAGACUCUUCCUCCAGUUAACCCAGCAGUAACUUUGCCAGGUAAAUGGUAACACAAUGAAAAUGAAACAAUCUUUUCAAGAGGCGCAAGUGUGUGGGUUUUUCCUUGUUCGGUCCAUUAAUGCAACCUUCUCCAACCUGAUGGAAAUUGUCCACUGCGGGUAGGCAGAAGCUGUACUAGAACUUCAAACCGCAAGUGUAUUGCAGUCACUAAUUCUGCCAGUUCUCUAACUGGCAAAUAUAGGUUGUUAAAUUUGAGAUUAUCUCCUCCCCUCUACAAUUGUAGUUUUAAAUGUACAGGUUUUCACAUCCAUGGGCUAGAGGUAUACUGAUUCUAAUUUAAUGUCGGUGAUGCGCACAAUAUUUCUAAAAAAUCAGAGCAGUAACCCAAUAUAUGAUUUUAAUUAAUGCAGAUAUGUAUAUUUGCAUAUUGCCACAUUGUAGGCACCUUUUUGAGGUGCUGGGAAGUGCAAAAUUGUAAUUUUAAUAAGAGCCUGUUUUUAAUAAAUAUGGUAAUAUUUGAUUUGAUUUUUGGAAAUAGGAAAAUAAUUUGAUAUUCAUUUGAUACUCACCAACAUGCCAGAACCAGAAUAACCGUAAAAAUACGAAGACCCUUAAGCACACUCACACCACUUAAUAGUGGCACCUACCGACUGAUGAGGAAAAGCUUUAGCUGCUCCACCAUUUAGGCCCAAUUAAAAGUUGCUGUCUUACACGAGUCUGCAGUGAAGCGAGGCUUGUAAGAACACUUAACUGGCUUUUGAAUGAAAUGUUCCUGGUGCUGCUGCAAUGUGUUUAAAUUUCUGAAUUCAUAAAAAGAUAAUAUCUGUAGUUUAAAAACUCUAAAAUACAGGGAAUUGCACGAGGGGAAAUGUUGCUAUGGAGAAGGCCAGGACCACAUUGCCAUCCAUCAAGCUUUAGCUGGGAGUCAAAACUGUGUGGCUUGUACACCAUUAACCCUUUAUUUCUUUGUUGGCCUAUGCACAUAAUUUCCCAACAGCCACAAAGGAAACUACCGUAUUUUUCGCUCUAUAAGACACACCAGACCACAAGACACACGUAGUUUUUGGAGGAGGAAAACAAGAAAAAAAAUAUUCUGAAUCUCAGAAGCCAGAACAGCAAGAGGGAUCACUGCGCAGUGAAAACAGCAAUCCCUCUUGCUGUUCUGGCUUCUGGGAUAGCUGCACAGCCUGCAUUCGCUCCAUAAGACGCACACACAUUUCCCCUUACUUUUUAGGAGGGAAAAAGUGAGUCUUAUAGAGCAAAAAAUACGGUACCUUCCCGACAUGAGUUAAAACAGUAUGUAUGACAUUCACACAGAAGUCAUCCAGCAAAAAAAUUUCCCAGAAUGCAGCUGUUUCCGUGGUAGACAGAUUUGCACACUGCUUGUUAAGCUGAUGCGCAGAUACACGUUGGCUUUUUAUGUGCAUCUCCAUCAGGUAGUUGAGGAUGUCAACUCCGACAGCUCCAAUUGCCUGUUCACGAGAACCAGUGGGGAGGUCUUAGUAUAGCCCCUCAAAGAAACACUCAUCCCUUGAAGCAGUCAUCUUUGUUGAGCUAAAUUUUUACCAUCUGAUCCACGUGGUUCCUGAUCCAGUUGAGAAUGUAUGCACUGAACAUGCUUCCUUUGACCCAGUGAUUUUUGGACACGUAAAUUCAGUCUCGUAAAGUUUGGGUUUUUGCUCUGCCUUGAAUCUGAUUUGUCAAGCUUUUGAAAUCUUAAUGGCCAUACUGUACCUGGUUACUCAUUUCUCUUUCUCCUUUCCUAUACAUUUUUAGGACUGAUGCCAUUACCCACUGGACUUCCCAACCUGGGUAAUAUCCCAAACCUUAACUUACCUGCCCCACACUUAAUUCCUGGUCCUGGAUUAGCAGACAUAGGACAUCCUGGUAAGUUUCUGCAGACUUGUUUAUUGGCUUUUGAUAAACCAAAUCUUAACAAGUACGAUACAGUUAUGCAGUGCUUUCAGUGCAGCUAGUGAGUAUAGCGUCAUGACAUUUGGUAGGAAGACUGCCCACAGUUCUGCAAACAGUUCAGAAAAAGCAGGAUAAUAAAUACAGUAAUAAUAAUAAUUUUUUAUUUAUACCCCGCCCUUCCCGGUUCAGAAAACCGGGCUCAGGGCAGCUAACAGCAAAUUUAAAACACUUAAUUGAUGCAACAAAAAACAGCAUAAAAUACAGUGUAAAAUGUGAAUAACAAUAAAUUCAGAAUUCAAAAAUCAGUUUAGGGGAAAAUCCGUUCAAUAAACAUUAGAUGAUCACCAGGGCUAGCUGGCUAAAUUAGUCCCACUUGGGCCAGCGAGGAGACCAGGGGAGAUCCAGCUGUGGGAUCCGAGAGCGGGCAAUCUUCACAAAAAGGGGAGGGGGAGGGAAGGAAGGGGAACAAAAAGAUCAGGCCAGGUUCAAAUUGAAAGCCAGGCGGAAUAGCUCUGUCUUACAGGCCCUGCAGAAGGAAGUUAAAUCCUGCAGGGCCCUGGUCUCAUGGGACAGAGCAUUCAACCAGGUCGGAGCCAUGACUGAGAAGGCCCUGGCCCUGGUGGAGGAUAGUCUGACUUCCUUAGCGCCCGGGACCUCUAAACUAUGAUUAUUCAUGGACCUUAAGGUCCUCUGCGGGGCAUACCAGGAGAGGCGUUCCUGACUACAGUUUACGCAGCAUGAGGUGCAGAGUUCAGCUUCCUGAAAACCUCAGACUUCCUUUCUAAAACAAAGUUCAAGCUUCUAGUACAUAUGUUUGAAAGUGUGCUGGCAAUGCCUGCCAAAAUCACAGAGAGACGGCAGGGUUGCUAAAAAAAACAACCAGUGGGUUGGACAUCACAUCGCCCUCUAGCAAAACUAGACCUAUUAAUGAAAAAUGGUUAAAAUUGCUGUUUGAUUUCUUUCCUUGUGUGCAGAGUAUUCAUAGCCCUGAACAUAGCAGUGCUCUGAAAUGGCGGUUUGGGAGAGAGGAAAAAGCUGGAGCAAAAAAAUGCAUACAGACUUUACAUGUUUGUGAAUGUUAAUAUUGACCACUUGGGUUGGAUUUGGACUCUAGGAAAGAUCAAAAGUCACCAUUCUCACCCUGUGCAAUAAGCGUAUUAUUGAAGGCAAGAAUUGCACUGAUUAAAAGGCUAACACAUUCAGGAAGCAUAUUUUAAAGAAUAGAAACUGAUGUUUAGUUGAAUACAGUUUCUGUUGACAUAUAGCAGGCACCCCAAAACUUGGCCAUCCAACUGUUUUGAGACGACAACUCCCAUCAUCCCUAGCUAACAUGGUCAGGGAUGGUGGGAAUUGCAGUCCCAAAACAUCUGGAGGGCUGAGUUUGGGAUGCCUGACAUAUAGGAAUCAAUCGUGGCUGGAGAAUUAUAGAAAACAACCAUACAGUUUUUUUAAAAAAAUCUUCUAGAACUGGACUAGGUGUGACACUCUUGUGUAUUGUGAAUCAUAACCAGUUAGGCCACAUUUACUGGAAACAGACUGUGACCUGUGCACUCUGUAUUGUGCUGAAGCAGGGAAAAAAGAGUCAGCCUUGCUUUCUAGUCAUUGUGUGAAAAGGAGAGUUGUGGACACGGAAUGAUAAACUGUUUGCACGUUACUCUACUUACGAGGGCUAAUGGCCGUUGGUUCACUUGCACCACAUGAGCCGCAAAAGGGGAUGUGAAAUCUUCUGUAUAGGAAUGUCUUUGGCGUAAAGUUGAAGCCUUCUCACACAAAGUGUCUGUGUGCGGGGGGGGAAAGCUGCUCUUCCAUACGAUGGCAGAUUUCGACUACAGUUUAUGCAGCACGGGGUUAAGAGACGUGGCCAUCUCUGUAUAGGCUGGUAGAUGUCUAGUUCAGUAAAAGGGCUAGGGGACCGAGCUGUGAAGCAAAAGAACCCCGCCCCAAAAUUUCACAUUGGUAGGUCGCCUCAAUUAAGCCUGUUUUUUCUUGUGUGCAUGCCAUCCAUGCCCCACCUCUCUGCAACACUGGGGAUGAUCCCACAUUGCUGUAAGGAUUAGUACUAGGGCUGGGCAAUGUCAGCUUUUCAGCAUUGCAAUGUACCACCAGCCCAACAUCACAGUGUUGAAAAGCAGAGGGAGGAACAAGCUGCAAGGCGCUGAGGCAAAACUGCCUCAGCGGGAGCAGCGGCAAUUUCACCAUGGCGCCUCGUGGGGCCAGGACUGACGCUGCUCACUCCUUCCACCGGGCGCGACCGCCUCCCUCUGCUGCCAGCGCCCAGUGGGAGUUGCAGGCAAGCACACACACACCCGGUGAUCUGCCGCCAGGUGAAGGCGCCAUCACACUCUGGCUCCCAAACCGGUCUUGGGCGAUGUGUCAGUUACAUUGCCCGGGCCUAAUUACUACUAACAUGUAAAGUGCUUUGAAUGCGCUCGGCAUGCAAUAUUCAUUUUAAAUAUGUUCUGCCAUUUAGAGUACAGUGGUACCUCAGGUUACAGACGCUUCAGGUUACAGACUCCGCUAACCCAGAAAUAGUACCUCGGGUUAAGAACUUUGCUUCAGGAUGAGAACAGAAAUCGUGCUCCGGUGGCGCGGCAGCAGCAGGAGGCCCCAUUAACUAAAGUGGCGCUUCAGGUUAAGAACAGUUUCAGGUUAAGAACGGACCUCCGGAACGAAUUAAGUACUUAACCCAAGGUACCACUGUACUUAAUUCGUUCUGGAGGUCCGUUCUUAACCUGAAACUGUUCUUAACCUGAGGUACCACUUUAGCUAAUGGGGCCUCCCGCUGCCGCCAGCAUUUCUGUUCUCAUCCUGAAGCAAAGUUCUUAACCUGAGGUACUAUUUCUGGGUUAGCGGAGUCUGUAACCUGAGGUACCACUGUAUCUGUUUCAUAAGCUAAGGGAGGAAAUGCUUAUGCGUAUAAUACCCUAGUGUAAAAUGUGUGUUUGUGAUCUGUUUUUUGCCUUUCCACGUUCUUAGGUUUGCCACCGCUUCCUUCCUUGCCUUCCCUAAACCUUUCUGGAAUCUCACCAGAAUUUCUCGCGCAGUUUCCAAUGGUGACUGAGGUGUCUACCCGGCCUGCAGAUCUACUAUCCUCCGCUCCUCAGAUAGGGAGCUUACCUGUUAAUCCAGGCACUACAGUAGGCGUGGAACAAAUCUCCACAUUUAUCCUGGAUGCUCCUCCUCCUCUUAUUACUGCAACGACGAUGGCUACUACCACUCCUCCUCUCAGUGCUCCUGCUGCCAAUGCGUCCACUCCUGAAGACAGAGGGGAUGGGUCAUCCACAUUCAAUGAAAAACCAGCAUCCUUGGUGACGGAGGCGGCUGCUUCUGAAUCAUCAUAACUUCAGAUGUUUAGUUGGAUCAGGCUUGGUGUAUUUAUUCAGCUGUGGGAUAAAUAUUAAAAGAAAUGCAAACUACCAUUAAUUUCAUGCUAGUUUGUAUUUUGCAGUUAGGUUUCCUGUAAAUAUACUAAGGGUCUAGGGUUUUUACAGGGAGCUUGGUGGUAGGGAUGGGGAGAUGGGAAGGAAGUGCUUAUAUUUAAAAUAAAAACAAAAAAAUAUCAAGGUAAAAGAAUAUGCAGACCUCAACUGCCAAAAAUUGAGGUAUUUUUUAAAAAAUCUAAUCUGAAUUCUGUAGGCCUCCUUGCUUCUCCCUCCUGCCUCCAAGUUUUGCUUCUGUAAAAAGGAAGAAGCAGUUCAUGCUUGUGGCAUUUGAGAACCAUUAUUCUUGUACUUUGCAAGAAUUGUGAGAGGACAGAGGUCUUUUGUCCAGGUUGUACAUUUUAGCUCUAUAAAGUCCUUCGAACUAAAGCUGUUUAUAUUAAAAAUGUCACAGAGUGCGACUUGUCAAUUCAGCAUCAUUUUAAAUCUGCCUGUGCACAGACUUUCUGUUGAGCUUCUGCCAGCCCUUACCCCUUAACCUCCACUGCUUUGCUUUAUAAAGCCCACUGACGAGAGGCGUUUUGAAGAAAUCAGAAGGAAAAUGCUCCCAUUAACAUUGGACAUAGCUCAAAGGGAGGAGGGGUGGAACUUUCACUUUUGUAAAAACAAAAAGAGUUGUAUGGAGAGAGCUUACAUAAUGGCAAUAAAUUCUGAGAAUUUUAUCUUUUGACACAACGAGACCUUUUAUUACAUUAGGACAUCGGCAAACUGUAUCUUUGGGAGUGAAGAAACAUUUCACUAUAGCUGGAUUUAACUUGGACUUGUGUCCAGAAGAUGGAGAAUCUGUUCUCUUUAAAGCCCGAUGACUGAUUUGCAAAGUCCAAGCCUACCACCAUUUCAGCGAGCCAUGCUCCUAAGUAAGUAUUUGUAGGAUGUCCACCUUAAAUUGAUUUCUAGGCAAUAAAUACUGCCGCUUUGCGAGGUGGGAGGACAACUAACUGCUGAAUAAAUAGCUUCUGUGUCCCUU
Messenger RNA from Podarcis lilfordi (Lilford's wall lizard), 22193 nucleotides. NCBI's taxonomy places the organism in Eukaryota, Metazoa, Chordata, Lepidosauria, Squamata, Lacertidae. The record is from the annotation of a GenBank genome assembly.